Messenger RNA from Corythoichthys intestinalis (scribbled pipefish), 1804 nucleotides. It is a transcript of the gene enpp4, whose product is annotated as ectonucleotide pyrophosphatase/phosphodiesterase 4. The record is from RefSeq and is a predicted model, not a curated record. NCBI's taxonomy places the organism in Eukaryota, Metazoa, Chordata, Actinopteri, Syngnathiformes, Syngnathidae. The coding region runs from base 207 to 1628 and encodes 473 amino acids. The transcript has 8 exons.
UGGUCUAUUUAUAUUUGUGAAGAAUGUUCUUACCACCCGAGAUUUCGAGUUGUGUUCAACGCAAGAUAUUUAUUCUGAAAAGGAUUAACCGGAAGUAGUCACAAUAUAGCAACGCUUACUUAAAUGUGCGAAUUCAGGAAGCCUAACCUGUCAAAACUACUACAUAGCAGAAAGCACCGCAAAGCCACAAGAAAUUGAGCUCGUCUAUGUGGACGACUGCCAAGUCUGCAAGUAUGUUCCUGAGAGUACUUGUAGGCUUCUGGCACCUGUUUGGUCUUUGGCUUCUGGUUACUGGAAGCGGUGCACGUGAGCAGAAUCCUCCUCCGCCCCUGUUGCUGGUAUCAUUAGACGGCUUCCGAGCUGACUACCUGCAGAGAUUCCCUAUGCACAACUUAACACGCUUGUACAGCCAGGGGGUCCUGGUGGAGCAACUCACCAAUGUCUUCGUCACAAAGACCUUUCCUAACCACUACAGCCUGGUGACGGGACUCUACGCAGAGUCUCACGGCAUCCUUGCCAGCUCGAUGUAUGACCCAAGCAGCCACAAGCACUUCCACAUUAGCAAUAGCAGCGAUCCAAUGUGGUGGAAUGAGGCAACACCUAUCUGGAUCUCAGCACAUGAAGCAGGCUACAGGACGGCCAUAGCCAUGUGGCCCGGCUCUGACGUUGCAAUCCACAACCAAACUCCCACACACUUCUUACCUUACAGCUCUGAAGUGACCUUCCGCGAGCGUUUGGACAAUGUGACAAAGUGGAUGCUAGGAAGUGAGAAGGUGGAAGGAGCCAAGUUUGCAGCUCUCUACUGGGAGGAGCCCGACCGAUCGGGUCACAUUUAUGGACCUGAAAAUACUUCAGCCAUUGGCAAAGUGCUGAAAGAAGUUGACGACAACAUCGGCCUGCUGAUUUCGGAACUGAAUCGGACCGGCCUGUGGGAUCGCGUUAACGUUGUGGUGACGAGUGACCACGGCAUGGCUCAGUGCUCUCCCGAUCGCCUCAUAAGGCUGGAUGACUGCUUGCACCCUGACAACUACACACUGGUAGACCUCACACCUGUCGCAGCCCUCAUCCCAAACAAUGAGCCGGAGGCUGUCUUUGCCCUGCUUAAGAAAUGCCACGCGCACAUGACUGCCUAUUUGAAAGAGGCCCUCCCCGAUAGUUUGCAUUACCGCAACAAUGAACGCAUCCAGCCCAUUUUACUGAUCGCUGACGAGGGAUGGACCAUAAUCCGACGAGGGAACAAGCUACCGAGGCUGGGCGAUCACGGCUACGACAACUCCCUACCCAGCAUGCAUCCCUUUAUGGCAGCUCGGGGUCCCAGCUUCCGCAGGGGUUACCGACUAAAGACUUUGGAAAGCGUGGAUAUUUACUCGCUCAUGUGCCAUCUGCUAGCCGUGUCCCCGCAACCUAACAAUGGUACCCUAGCCAAGGCGCGGUGCAUGCUCGUGGCCGAAUGCGGCUGGGAUGCGUCGGCACUGGUUGGUCUGGCGAUGGGCAUCAUAAUCGUAUUCGCUACGCUAACUGUUCUGUUCAAGCUAAUGACCCGCUGGCUACAGCCAUCCACUCCUCAACCCUUCCAGAGACUUGAAGUCGAUCUCGUCGACGAUGAAGAGGAAGCCCUGCUCGAGUAACUUGUUCAUGCACUUGAACCACUUUAGCCGCUGACAGCUCAGUAGUUUUUUUCUCAAGUUGAACUCUGUUACUAAACACAUUGGCUGCCGCUAACGACUGACGACUGUCGCCGUCAAUACAGUGUAUCACAAAAGUGAGUACACCCCUUGCAUUUUUGCAGAUUUUUAAGUAUAUC